AUUAAAUUUGCUUAAUGCAAAACUAUGAAUUAGGAAUUCCGAUUAUAAUUGAAGCAAGUAUUGGAUUAGCUUCUUCUUUAUUCUUCAUACUCGACAUUUCGAUUCAUUAUAAGAUGAAGUUAUAUCAAUUGGAAUUGGGGAUCUUAUAUACUAACUUGAUGUAAUCUAUAAGUAAAUAAAAUAAUGAUUUUAAGUCACCAUAAUGUUAAUUCUUGACUUUAGCAAUUAAAUGUGUGUUUGGACAUUGUUUUUGGAAUAAUGUUUGACUCUUUCAAGUUUUCUUUGGACCAUCUUGAUAUUAUAAAAAAGUUGUUUACUAACUAGAUACCCAAUAUAAACAGCUUUAGAAUAUUUAAAGACUAAUUAAUUUGCAGUAUUUAUUAUUAAAUCCAGCUCUAAGCUAUAAUUGCAUUUGGAUUGCCAAUAAUUGCAUCAUCAUUAAUUUUUGUAAAAUUAAAUAUAUGCCAACUUGAUGCACUCACUCAAGUUUCAACUAAAUUAUUCUGGGCAAUAUAAUCGAUUUUAACAAUAAUAUUCAUUGGAAUAAUAGCCUAUCAUAUCAUAAGAGUUCACUUGAAUUGUAAACUUGUAAAGAAUAUAGAAUAAAUUUAGGCCAAAUUAUACUUAGAAAUUUUAUACUGCCCAAUUAUAUUAAUCUUUUCAUUACCGUGGAUUGUGUAUACAAUUUUCAAUUUUGAACUAGAUGAUUCUGAAGAUGUGAAAAUCCUUCAAGGUAUUUUUAAAAGUCUAAGCUAAAGGUUUAUUCCUCCUAAAAAACUCAUAAAUAAUUUUCAGUACUUUUCUUUUUGGAUAAAAUUCAGCCUUUUAAGUGGCUUUCCUUGAAAAUGCCUGCCCAAUAUUAAGAAAAACCUAUUUGGCAAAAUAUGAUUUAAAAAAUAAGUAUAUUAUUGAAUAUUACUUCUAGAAAUAACAAUUCAUAAACUUUAAAUAUCGAAAUUUGUACUACUUUAUGCACACAAUUAUUGAUAAAAUGA
Molecule: messenger RNA, 995 nt
Organism: Paramecium octaurelia
Lineage: Eukaryota; Ciliophora; Oligohymenophorea; Peniculida; Parameciidae
Source: the annotation of a GenBank genome assembly